Sus scrofa (pig) is the source of this 791-nucleotide messenger RNA. The record is from RefSeq and is a predicted model, not a curated record. Lineage: Eukaryota; Metazoa; Chordata; Mammalia; Artiodactyla; Suidae.
GCUGUGCGGGUGCGUCCUGGGCGAUGGGGCGCGGGAGCGGCUGCCGGAGAGCCCCGGAGACCCAGGGGUGCGCGCGCGCCUGAGCCCCUUGAGCAGCUCGCGUCUCCCCUGAGGGCGGCCAGAGUCCUCAGACCCUCCUGAGCUGCGGGGCGAAUCGGGUCCGAGGAUCGCUCGGGCCACUGGGAGGAGAGCAGGCUGGCGGGGACCGAGGAGGACUGGGCUAUCCGGGUUCGGGGAUGGCUGGGUCUGCUUCCAGGGCAGGUGGAAGAGGAGCAGGGUCCUGGUCCCGAGAUUUUAGGAGGGGGUGCCUGUGGCAUCACGAUGCUGCCUCUCAGCACCAUCCGGAGCCAGGAACCGGAGGAGGUGAGGACCAAGCCGCCGGAGAGAAGAGCGCUGCCUUCUGAGAAACCUAAGGUUCGUCGUCGCCCAAGGAAGUCCUCCAGGAAGAAGGCGAGAAUGUCAGCCAGACGGGUGCCGGUUUGUCCCCUGCCAAGUGUUUGCUUCACCUUUUACUUGGAAACGGAUGACUCUGACUCUGAACCGAAGUCUUCUCCUGAAACUCCGAAACCUAGCACAAGAUGCGCCUCCCCUCCGAAGGCUGCUGCAGAGUACCAGGAAAUCCAGGCGUGGGAAUGUCCCCUGUGCUGCCUCAGCAUUUUCUGCCUUUCCUAAGUCUCAUGACCCUCCACUUCCCACUGCUCUUGAAUGGGCACCCCCAAACCAUGCAUGCUGGGCUCCUGUGAUGUAAACCCCCAAAUACAGCUGCUUAAAUAAACGGAAGUAGAUGUCUC